AUGGGUGUAGAGCAGAAGUCACAAGGAGAAGAGGAAGAAGACGAGCUGAGUUCAUCAGUAGAACAACGUGUAGAGAUACCUUUUACAUGUAUUCUCAAUUGCAGGGCUCUUCUUCAACAUAUACUGAGCUUCAGAUUCCGUCUGAUACACGAUUGCCCAGUAGCACAAGAUGCCAGACAAAGCGCAUCUGAUUCCAAUCUCAAGCAAUACAUGAGCUUAUCGACCAGAUACCAUAACGUACAGGACAAAUUUGCGAGUAGAGAGCAGCGUCAAGAGGCUUUCUAUAUCGGUCAUAUGGUGGACUCCAUCCAAGACCUCAUGGUAACGGCUGGGGAGGCUAGCACCAGAUCUGAAUUGGUCGACCUACAAAGAAACCACCCUAAGACUUCGCACAACCUACAGAGGUCGAUUAGAGCAAUAUUUGCGCUGAAUUUUGUUGCUCGACUAAAUUCGUUUACGGACUUACGUGGCCGCGCGGACCCGCCGAAUCUGUAUUGGAGUCAAAUCCCCGAGUCGGUAAAUUCCGAUCCGGACACAUUCGAGUUUCUGGGUAUUGCCAUCGUAUCAAAUAUGGUUGCUGACGUUGUGGGAAUGGGGGAAAGUUCAAUUAUACUAAGCGGAAAUAAGAAGCUGUGUAAGAUGUAUGAAUCCUUCGACCCGUCACUCCGUUUCCCCCCUCCCGAGUUCCUGGUUUUGUUCAAUGAGGCAGUGAGGCUGAGUCUCAGGUGCAAUUUGCUCGUUGUUGGUGCUGUUGGUGCCGUGUGGUCCGUGCCGCAGAGGGAAAAUGGGCGAAUCGAGAAUGGGAAAGAGCCAGGGGAUGGAAGAAAGUACGCACGCGACCACCUGCCACAGCAACGGCGAUUCACCGCAGCUUACUCCGUCUCACCUCAUCAAAGUCUCACUCAUCUCUCAAUCUCAUUCUCACUCUCACUUUCACGUUCACUUUCACUCUCACACUCUUGUUCACUUCAUUACUCAAAAGCUCGUCUCAAAACAACUAGAGCGGCUCCUGUUUCCCUGAUUCAUCAACAUCAUUCUUCCAUCCACCUACAAAAGGAGAGCCGCAACCGCACCCAGAUGAUUGAGGGAUCGCCAAGCUAA
Molecule: messenger RNA, 1101 nt
Organism: Colletotrichum lupini
Lineage: Eukaryota; Fungi; Ascomycota; Sordariomycetes; Glomerellales; Glomerellaceae
Exons: 5
Coding region: 1-1101 (366 amino acids)
Source: RefSeq, a predicted model, not a curated record